CGUAUAUAAAGCGAUUGCACAAAUAGCAGGAAAUAUCAGAGUAAAGAUGGCCACUCACCCGUCAACAAGCUUGUUCGUUGUUGUUCUAUUGGCGGUCGUUGCGAACGCUGAGAAAAUUUCCGAAUUGGCUAGCCCUGGUGGCCUCACAUACAGCAUUAUCAGCAAUGAAAAGCUAUCAUGGUUCGAUGCCACCUCGUUCUGUCAGGCCCGCGGCUGGGAAAUCGCUAGCCUUACCGUUGUAGAAGAAUUUGAUUACGUGGACGCACAGCUCAUCGGAAGAGGAAUCAGGAAUGAAAUGGUCUGGGUUGGCGGCACUGAAAUUGGGUUUGAAGACAACUAUUACUGGGUCACCACCGGUGCAUCUGUAGAUCUCAACAAGUGGGACCCCACGGAAGUUGUCAACGUAGCUCACAAAUGCUUGGUGAUGAAUAAAGGAUUUUGGCGACACAAUGAUUGCUCAGCCAAGGGCUACUUUGUCUGUUUGCAACCCGCAGAAGUACCACCAACACCAUAAGAAGGAACACGUAACAAUAAGGUGCGAUCUGCAGUCAGACGAUCUUAAUUUUGCUAUGAAAU
Cloeon dipterum is the source of this 576-nucleotide messenger RNA. Its product is annotated as snaclec 1-like. Lineage: Eukaryota; Metazoa; Arthropoda; Insecta; Ephemeroptera; Baetidae. The transcript has 4 exons. The coding region runs from base 47 to 514 and encodes 155 amino acids. The record is from RefSeq and is a predicted model, not a curated record.